CAGUGGUGUGUUUUAUUUUCGAGUACAGCUGUGUCGAGAGUAAAUUGGGGCGUCAAGGAGCCAGUGUCAACAUCAGUAUACUUUGGGGUGGCUGUGGAUUUGUAAUUAUCACAUAUCACAAUUCUCUUUGAAGUGGGCUAGGUAUAUUUUAUGAUAUAAUCCAGAGAAACUGCAGUCCAUUAUUUCUUCACUCCUACAAAAAAUCUGGAAGAAAAAACAUCAAAUAUACAAUUAAAUUCACAUCAAGGAAACACAAAGGAUACGGCUCCAAUAAAACACGGACUGAUUCGUAUAUCUUGAAGAUAUCACAUUAUAACAGCUGUACGUGACGCGUCACCUAUUCAUAUAUCGAGGACCCGGUGUUCAGCACUUUAAGAAAAUCACAAAGCUGCAGAGAGGGCGUAACCGGAGCAGCACGCCCUCCAACGAAAUGUCAACAGGAAAUGGGGGAGCUACGGGUGACAGCAGACCAUCUCAGUUCACUCGGGAUGCUGUUGGUACAGGGGACUCUGGGAGUGGCUUGAGCCCGGAGACCUCGAGCUUAGCUGUCAACUAUGAGACGGAUUGUGGAGGAGAGAGCAUCAGUUCCUUCCCGAUGUCAGACGACCUUGAGGAGCCUGUUGCAUGCCGGCGGAAGGUCAGCUUCCCACUUCAUACCCCAGGGGAGCUGGGGCCUUUACUCAGAUCUGAUAUUGAUGGCAGCAAACUUCCUGAGUUGGAGGAUGAUCUUCCCGGUGUGGAGACAUCGCUGCUCCAUGUGCCCAGCAAAUGUGCCGAGCAAGCGGAGGAAUUCGUCAAGAAAGUGUGGGCAGCGGGCUGGAAUGUGGCCCACCACCAUACCCUUCCAGACUGGCUGAAGGAUAAUGACUUCUUGCUGAGAGGCCAUCGUGUCCCAACAAACUCCUUCCUCGCCUGCUUCAAGUCUAUAUUUCGUAUCCACACUGAGACAGGCAACAUAUGGACUCAUUUGCUAGGCAUGAUAGCUUUCCUUGGCAUAGCUGCCUACUUCCUCACCCGUCCUUCCAUCGAGAUCCAGUGGCAAGAGAAGGCUGUGUUUUCUGCCUUCUUCAUUGGGGCCAUCCUGUGUCUGGGGUUCUCCUGGGUGUUCCACACGGUCUACUGCCACAGCGAGAAAGUGGGACGCUUCUUUAACAAACUGGACUACUGUGGUAUAGCCCUAUUGACCAUCGGCUCGUUCGUGCCAUGGCUCUACUACAGCUUCUACUGCAGGCUGGAGCCAAAAGUCACCUAUCUGGCACUCAUUUUCUUCCUAGGGACCAUUUGCAUUGUCGUUUCCAUGUGGGAUAAAUUUGCUCAGCCGCAGUACAGACCACUCCGAGCAGGUGUGUUUGUGGCGCUUGGCCUUAGUGGAGUGGUGCCGGCCAUGCACUAUGUGAUCACUGACGGCUUCUGGCAUGCCAUCAACUACGCGGCCCUGGGCUGGCUGGUGCUCAUGGCUGUCUUGUACAUCGUUGGGGCUGUCAUCUAUGCUGUGCGCAUUCCAGAGAGGAUCUUUCCCGGCAAGUUUGACAUCUGGUUUCAGAGCCACCAGAUAUUCCAUGUGUUUGUGCUGGCUGCAGCGUUUGUGCAUUACCACGGGAUCUCUGAGAUUGCCAACUAUCGUCUCACCCUGGGAGACUGCAUUGCAAGAGAAAUACAGUAAUUUAGGUGCACCCAAGACUCCUCAGAUGUCAGGGGCGCUGAGAGACUGUUGAUACCUGAGGACUGGAUGUUAUACCUGGGCAGACCCCAACAUGGCCGAUAAUUUUUUUUUUUUUUAAACAUUAAUACCAGAUCAAACAUUUUUAGCAGGUUUCUUAAGAUAGGGGCGCCUUUUUUGUCCUCUGCAUGUCUGAGAGGUCUUUAACUUUAUGUAUGAAACAAAGAGAUCAACCUAGUCCUCGAGGGACCUGCAAAAAAAUAAAAUCUGCUUUUUUUCCACAAAUAGAUGUCCAGAAGUCUUUCUAGGUAUUAAGUAUGUCUCUUCAGUAGACGUCAGCUGUGAUCUCUCUUUACCCCUGUUUUAUGAACUCUUGUUACCUCACCUGACUCCCAUCUCACUUGCCAUAAAGGGAAAGUAAAACAAAAGAGAUUAAGUCUCCCUGCUGGUCACUUUUUCCUGUUUGUUUGCCAAACUGUUUUGCGGACAGACUAAGUGUAAGUCUUUCGUGUUUGACGUGUGUGUACCACACUGGGGUGCUGUGAUGUGGGGUUUUGCACAAAACAUGCGAGUGCUGUUUCAGUCGGUGAUUUUAAAAAGUUCUAAUGGGUUCAAUGUCAUCCAUCUCAGGGCAGGCCAUUCAUUAGGAAUCAUCCGAAAUGUUCAGUUCUUUGUUCAUUUAAAUCUUAUAAAUAUAAGCUUUGUCCUUUGCGAUGCAAGGAACCAUUGUUUUUCCUUUUGAGUGUUCAGCUCAAUUCAGGCGAAAUGUGAAAGAAAUGAACAACAUAAUGGCUACUGGUCUUGAAUUCACUCUUGUUACCAAAGAUCUGGGUUAUGUUGGUUUUGUUGUUGUUUGUUUGUUUUUUUUCUCCUCUUAGUCUCACUAUUUUCAUGGUACUCUUCUCCUGUUGGUUGGGAUGUCCCAUGCUACUUUUUUCUCCCCUCAUUGAGGUGGUACAGCCAUUGUUGCUUUCUAUUUAUUACCAAAUGCUUCACGGAUCAAUGAUGGUGUUUGAGAAAUACAAAUGGGGAUUAAAUUUUUUUUUCUUAAUUUAUUGGGGGUGGGUGUUUACUGGAGUGAAAAACAUGACUGUAUGCAGGGUCUUUUGUUCAUAAAAGAUAAUCUUACUCUUUUUUUUUGUGCCUUUUGUCUUGGCGUUACUGAAAAAAUGUCUAAUCUCUUCUUGGAAUUGCUUCUUGUAUUGUUAUCAAGACUUUGUCAUUUGUGUCGAGAGCAAAGUGGCCACGUCAGAGCUAGCUGCUCGGCACAAGUCAGAAACAUACUUCAGUGACAAUAUUUGAGAGUAUGUUUGUAGCAUUAUUUUGCUUCUGAGAUAGAUGCAGGUCUACACAAUAUUGUUGAUCAGGUUGUAGUUCAAGGACUUGGAAUGAAUAUAUUUUUUUAAUAAUUUCAGACCUGGCCACUUUGUGCCAGGUACCGUCGUUAUGUUGUUAUGCACACUGGUUGUCACGAUAUUUUCCAUUUGAUUAACUCAGGUCUUUUUCUUAACACAAUGAACAGUCAUGAGCCUUGACUUCUCAAGAAUCUAUACAAUACUCACAUUUCACAUCCACGAGUUUUGGUUUGCGUAGCUGCACCUUCUGCUCAAAGUUCAAUCUGGAAAUUAGAGGUUAGUCUGUUGUGGAUUUUGUGGAGUGGUGGGUAGACUAGCUGUUGAAAUAUUCAUACCAGAGACAUUUAAAGCUUUACUGGGAAUUUUAAUGCUAGAAUAAACAUUAAUCAAAACCCAGUGUAAGGGACAUGAUGUUUUGGCUUCCCCUUCAGCGUGUAAAAAAGAAAGGAUUACAGUUGACAUUAGUGCAGCUUCCCCCCUCCCAUAGAGACAACCAUUUCCCUUCUUCUCUGUCACUUGUUGUUCUGUUCCCUGGUUCCAUUUUUUCACUUUCCCAGAGGGAAUACGAACCCUUUCAUUUUCACAGCGGUAGUUUGAGGUUGCCGCUGGUAGGUCAUACCUCUAUUCCGUUUCUGUUGUGAUGUAUUUAUCCUGUAUCUGUACGACAGUGUUCUUCCCCCCGUCCUUCUCCCAGUGAUAAACUCUGCAACUGAAAUAUAUGUCACUAUCUACAGAGCAGCAGGAGUUGUCAAUGUAUUGGUGUGUCAUGGGUCUUGUCAUUGUGAAGCUUAUGUCACUGAGUAAAAGGCAAUAGAUUAUCAUAUAUAAUAUAUAACUAAAUAUGAGCUGAAUUCAGUAAAUGGCAAAUUGAUACAUUUUGUGGUAAUAGAAAGUAACAGCGAUUUAUUUAAGAACUGAAAGGGGAAGGGGGUGGUUUUAUCACAUUAAUUUGAUGAUUUUACUUUAGUUUUGGGGAAAUUGAAUCGGGAGGCGAAAAAUUUAUAUAUGCCUUUUUAAAAAGUGCUGCUGUUCUGAAUUAACAUUUAAUAACUGGGUCUGUGACAUGAGUCUUUUCUUGUUUCAGACUACAUGUUAUAUGCCUUUUAAAUCAAAAUCUGUGCUGAAAACUUAUAUUUUGUCUUUCUGCCAUGGUCUUGUAGCAGGUGCAUAAAUCCUGGAAUCGAAAGAUCAUAUAUAUAUAUAUUUGGUUGAACAUUUUGCACUUUGCAUUAGACAUUGACAAAUGGAGAUCAAGAGCUGGCCCCAAUGGAUGUAAAUUGUUUUGUUGUUCAUGCAAUUAGUAAUGUGAUCCUCAUGAUUAUUUUGUAUAUGUUGCUGAAAUGAUCAAAUUAUAUAUGAAUGAUUUGUCUCAUUGUUGCAUCUUUCUUUUACAUUAUGUGGUGUAGCUGUGCUUUGAUUUCUCAUGAAGAGCAUUUGUAAAUCUUUACAUUCAUCGACAGGACAACAGAAAUUUUUAUUACUAAUGGAAGAAAAUUAACAUUCAUUUCUCUUUUUAUGUAUGCUGUCAUUUUCUUUUUCUUGUGUAUUGCAGUGUUUUAAAAAUUAUGUCUCCUAUUGGCACAAGACAACGGUGUACAAGUUGAUUGGAGUAAUUAUGCCAGUUUGGUAAUGCUUGGGGAGGGUUGCUUCCAAAGUAUUUAAUUAUUCCUUUUAAUUUUGUUAAUGAAGUUUGUAAACUUCUAUGAUGAUUCAUGUCAUUGGGCUUACAGUGUGUUAUAGUUUUGUCUAAAGAUGUCUGCAAAUGGUUGGAAUGUGAACCCAUGAGUCAUCUGUAAUUGGUUCAUCAUCUUUAACAAAGAUGUUCAGUGUUCAGAUGUCUCUACUUCAUUACAAUGCAGCAAAACUGAAUCCUCCAUAUUGGACUCUUGUCAGCAACAGAUGAGUUUGUAAUCAGGAUUCCUUGUCUCGCAGUACAUCAGACUGAGUCACUUGUCAAAUUGUAGGCAGAUACUGAUAUUUUAUGUCGAUAAUGCCUUUUGAGUAUUGUGCAUUAUAAUGAUUAUGGUAAUCAGGAACGCUCACACUUUAAUCUUUCAUGCGGAUGGUAGAAGGGUCCAAAUGGGUGGUCUUACAUCUUUUUAAUUUCUUUGCUCUUUCUGUUUGUCUGUCUUACUUUUUCUGAGUGCUAAUGUGGCAUUAUUGUGUCAGUGUGCUUUCCUUCAAAUCAAUUGAAAUAUGAUUCAUUUUACCACUUUCUGUUUGUAAUUUAAAAUGCAGUACACGAUCUGUUAAAAGAAAAUAAAUUUUUAUUUUUUCCCUUUUCAUUCGUUUGAAGUAUGCAUUAUUGGCCUUCCACUGAGAUGUUGUAAUAAAGUGCACAAAUAAUCUGACCUUGUCUAGAUCAAAAGAUUUGCACUUCAUACGAUAACAUCAUUUGUCAAUUAAAAAUGCCUCUGAGAACUAAUAGAUCUGAGAUGAUUUCUAUGUAGAAUUACAUCAUGGCAUGACUGUUGACUACAGUGGGUAACAUUAUGUGCAUACUAGAUAAAGAGAAAAUAUCUUUUACUGAUAUUGUCCUGGUACAAAACAGAUAUGUCCAAUCUGCACUCAACAACGCGUAAUGACAAUCCGACUCCUUCUGUAUAGAAAGAGAUUGAGCUUGUUGUGGGAUUGCCACUUUUCCCUAAUAUUUCUUCCUCUCUGGAGGACAUUUUAUUUCUAUUUAAACAGACGAGAGGGUGUCCUUCCAGGGUGUCAUCAUGUACAGUGAGUUUUGGAACUAGUUGACUUUGAACCAGAUGACCACCCCUCUUUCUCCCUCCCCUUUUAAUGUUAAUUACAUUUGCUCAUGACACUCACUAGUGAUGAUAACAAGAAUGUGCCUUUAUAUUGUGUUGUAAUGAAAAAUACACAGCUCCCUGUUGCAUGCCCAACACUUGUUAUGAAGUAUGGAGCUGUUUGAGUAGCUCACUAACAGACGUUCAGAUGUUUUGCCUGAUACCAGUUUAUUUCUUUCUGGCCAUUAGAAGCAGAUCCGAAUACAGAAAUCUGUAAGAGUGUUUAGAUCUGUUUGUGGUUUCGGUUAUAUUUAAGUACAUAUCUAUAUAACUGGUCUUUGGGUCCCAUGUUGAUGAUCUAAGAUACUUUAUGCUAUGAUGAGAAGGUUUAUUACCAUAAGAAGUAAACUGAUUACCUUUAUAAAGAGUUUUAUAGGUUGCAGUUGUAUUUGAGUGCAUAUUUGUAUCUCCCGGUUUUGGGCCAUCUGAUGAAGGUCCAGGAUACUGUGGGGUUUUUUUGUUUUGGAAUGUCAUAAGCAGAUCCUGUUGCUGUGAUGUGUGGAUUAGAACAUGCUGCUUAUGUUUGGCUGACUUGUAUUUAUCAAUGGCAUGCCUGCAUUAUCGGGGUUGGAACCUGGUAAAAAUCCAGUAUUGAAAUUUGUAUUCCUUUUUUUUUAAGGAAUAGAAGAAAAGGUUCUGCCUGCCUUUCGGUUCCCAGUACUUGAAAGUUGUUCUGGGUUAGUUUUUUUAAGGUAAAGUGUAAGGGUGGUAUUUCUGCAAAUUUGCUGUUCAUAUUAAGUAGCUGUCAGACCUGACGUCUAAAUCAGUCAUACCCAGUGUAGUAAUGACUUUGGUUAAAGUGGAGCAUGAUUUUGAACUAUUUAUUGAUAUGGAGUACGUUUUCUUGGUUGAUGUAUAGAUUGAGUUUGAAAGUCCACAAGUUGUAGUAGUAACUUGAUGUUGUGUGAUAUGAGGUCUAUGUAUCUGAUGUGAUGUUGAACUGAUGUUGUGUUCUAGAGAGUCUGAGAAUUCCAAACUAAACUUACACACUGCUAUUGUUCUUUGAAUGUAAUAUCCUUUAUUGAAUGACAAGUUUUCCAUGUUCACACUGUGCAGUCUGCCCCUUGUCUCAUCACACAUGGAGUUUGCUGAUAAGAGUAAAUUUUAUAGCUUUAUAUAUAUCUGCAUUUAUGUUAAAGGGAUAGUAGUGUGUAUUACUGUUUUUGAGUAGGUAAAAGCGGUGUUUUCUUUGUCUUAACCAGAGUAUCAGGGCUAAAGUUUCCAGGUUUUUCCAAUACUUGCGUGUAUGCUCUAAGCUUUUCCGAAAUUUUGUAAGUGAUUUGAGCCUUGGAACCUAUCAGGUUGGUAGUUCGAGCCAUAAAAAAAGAGCUUUUACUUUUAUUUUACUAGUACCACAAUUUAAUCUACUAGAAAAUUUUCUCAACUGUUAAAAAUGAAGUUUGGUAGCUCAUUGUAGUACAUGUAGUCGUGAGAAUUAUAUAUAUUUUUUAAACCUUUCUUUGGGCAAGGUAACCCGACAGCAAGGGGUUGCCAAGUGCUUUAGCAUCAAAUAGACCCUUCCUUUGUCUAGCUGAGCGUCAGAAGACUGAUAAUGAAGUGGUAAUUCUGAGCUGUGUGAGAUGAGGCAAGAGUGCGGCAGCAGCACUAUCCUGAGUAGCGUCCCCUGCAUUCCUCGACAAAAGGAAAGAGUAGCCCACCCCCCAGUCCAAACCCCCUUGUGCUUUCAAAUACACAUACAUAUCACUCACACUACGCUGGUGUCUUCAAUGACAGUAGCGUCGCCGGCGCUGGGACGUUGGUUUGGUGUGGGUGGGUUACUGUCUCCCUUUGCCUAUUCCUGUACCCCCUCCACCAGAUAGAUGGCGGCGGUCAAGAUUACUACUGCUACUUAUCAUACUUAGCCUCUGUUCUCCCCUCUAGAUGUGUCUACUGCUCAGUGUGGUCCGAAUCACUCACGUGUGCACAGACACCAGCCCCUGUUCGUUAUUUCCACCACUCUCCGACUCACUGUCGAGCUCCUCCGACUUGGCCCUCUUCUUUUCUGUAUAUUUUUUUCUCGUUCAAGAACAUCAAAUAAAAAAAAAUAAAAGAAUAUAUAAUUCA
Messenger RNA from Aplysia californica (California sea hare), 7877 nucleotides. Its product is annotated as adiponectin receptor protein. Gene Ontology annotation, cellular component: plasma membrane. Gene Ontology annotation, biological process: adiponectin-activated signaling pathway. Gene Ontology annotation, molecular function: signaling receptor activity. The record is from RefSeq and is a predicted model, not a curated record. The coding region runs from base 431 to 1663 and encodes 410 amino acids. NCBI's taxonomy places the organism in Eukaryota, Metazoa, Mollusca, Gastropoda, Aplysiida, Aplysiidae. The transcript is spliced from 8 exons.